Molecule: messenger RNA, 3316 nt
Organism: Lethenteron reissneri (Far Eastern brook lamprey)
Lineage: Eukaryota; Metazoa; Chordata; Hyperoartia; Petromyzontiformes; Petromyzontidae
Source: RefSeq, a predicted model, not a curated record
GUGGCUGUGUGUGGUGGUGGCUGUGUGUGGGGGUCUUCGCUGUGUGUGGUGGUGGUCUUUGCUGUGUGGGGGUCUUCGCUGUGUGUGUGGUAGCUGUGUGUGGUGGUGGCUGUGUGUGUGGUGGUGGUCUUUGCUGUGUGGGGGUCUUCGCUGUGUGUGGGGGUGGCUGUGUGUGGUGGUGUUCGCUGUGUGUGGUGGUGGCUGUGUGUGUGGUGGCUGUGUGUGGUGGUGUCUGUGUGUAUUCGCGUGUGUUCACGUGUCUGUGUGUGUGUAUUCGCGUGUCUGUGUGUGUGUCUCUGUGUGUCUGUGUGUGUGUCUGUGUGUGUCUCUGAGUGUGUGUGUGUCUGUGUGUGUGUGUGUGUGUCUCUGAGUGUGUGUGUGUCUGUGUGUCUGUGUGUGUGUCCCCGCCUCUGCCCUGCACUUUCACCGCCACGGAGGUGAAUCUGCCGCCGCCGCCGCCGCUGCGUCCACAGCCGCCGCUCCAACAGUCGAGGUGCCACGCGAUCCUUCGCCGAGCACCAUGCUCCCGCACUACGCCGGUGCCGAUGUGGCGCUCAUGCAAGAGCCGUCUCUGCUGCCACCGCCUCCUCCUCCACCUCCUCCUUCGGCCGGCACCGGCACUGACGACCGAUCGGCCGGCACCGUCACAGGCACGGCCCGCCUCCUCCUCCUCGGCGAGCCGGCGCCGAACCCCCGUGAGGGCCCAACCGCGCGCCGGCGCGCAUGGAAACCACGCACCUUCUCCGACCCGGGGCCAUGGGCGCCGACGCGUGAUGGCGUCAAGGCGGCCGCCGCCAUUGCCGCGGCCGCGGGCCGUGCCGGCGCUGGUGACGGCAGCUUCUCGGACGUCUCCAACGUGUCGGCCGCCGACUCGGGCAUCUACGUGAGCUCGCCGGCGCCGUCCCCGCCGGUGGCGCCGUCCCCCUCUCCGCCGGCGCCGCUGUUCUACGUAAACCUCGCGCUGGAACCGGAGGAGCCGUGCUCGGAGACGGCGCCUGGCUCACGAUCCGGAGUGCCGGCAGGAUGCUUGAACGGCGCCUUCUCGGGACCGUCGCCGCUGCCGGCGCUCCCGCUGCCCGCUGCGGGCGCCGGCGGGAGGCGUCGGGCGGUUCCCGCGGCCGACAUGGAGAUCCAGUUGGACCCGCUCGCGCUGGCUCCGCCACCACCGCAGUGGAGGGUGGCCGACUCCGGUCCCGCGGGGCCGCCGCGGUUUUGGCCGGGGCAGCCGGAGCACCUCCUGGGUGGUGACUCUGUCGGCGCUGGCGGAAUCUCGGUGGCUUUCGACAUCCCCGUGGUGAGCGAGUCGUUCCUCAAGCGCACGUGCCACGAGCGCUUCUUCAAGAAGAUCUGCGCCAUCAUCAUCGUCAUUGUCUUCUCUGGCGUCGUUGCCAUGGUGGUGGUGCCGUACAUCAUGGCCAAGAAGUAGAGACCCAGAGACCCAGAGACCCAUGGACUCGCCACAGAGACCCAUAGACUCACUACACACAGACUUGCAUAGAGAACCAAAUACUAACAUAGAGACUCAUUUAUAUAGAUGCCUAGAGGCUACCAUAGAGAGCCAUAAACUUAGACUAAUAGAUCAAUAUAGAGAACCAUAGAUUCUUACAGUGACCCAUAGAUUUACACUGAGACCAAACACUCACACACACCAACAGACACAAAGACAAAGAACCACCAUAUAGCAAGUGCUGUUAGCGAGUAGCAACUAUGAAGGCUGGAACACUACAUGGGGGGGUGGGUGACCACCAGCCCUACACCCGGCCGCCUUUGUCUCCCUAGUGGCGAUGUUUAUACACCACAGCAGGUACUCAUUUGAGGCUGAGUCGACCUAGGGGAGGCCCAGGAUCAGUUGAAAUGAUCGUCACUGGUGUUGACCGUGAGCGAAAAUCAAACUUGGGUUGCCUGGUUCAAAGCGUAGCGCGCUCACCACUACGCUACCGCUCCCCAUUGACACACACACACCAUACAGAAUCAUGGACUCCUCACGAACUCCUUACGGAAUCCUUACAGACUCCUAACGGGCUCAUUACGGACUACUAAUGGCCUCAUAGACUCCUCACGGACUCCUCACGGACUCCUCACGGACUCCUCCUGGGCCAAAGGAGGAAUUGAGAAGGCUUUGGGCAGCACUCCUGACAACCGGGUUCGAGCCCCUGGACCCUGCCUCUCUCUAUCUGUGUGGGUUCAUAAUGGCUGUGUCGGAGAGCCCGCGACAAUGUUCUUACUUUGUUCUUGUCUGAGCACGGUUGGCUAUGCACGGUGUGAAAAGUUCAACAUAUAUACAUGUACAUACAGUGCGCUUAUGCCAGCUCCGGUUUCACAGCAAAGGUCUCAGUCCGAAUCAGCCGAGCGGCAUUAUCUUGUGAUCAGCUGCUUCACGCCGUUGUGUGGAAGCUACCUGACCUGUCGCUCCACACGACGUUUUUGGUCUUCCUCCCUUCUCUACGCUCGCGAAACGUGCACCCUGCCUAAUGCAUAUGUACGUACUUAUACACGUAUGUAAGUACAUACGUGGCCCUGAUCCAUGCCACGUAGGAGGACGUCAUCACUGCCGUGUGGCUCUUGACCACUGCACGGCUCCAUGGGAUCGCUCCAUGGGAUCGCUCGUCCAUGGGAUUGCCCCAUGGAGGAGCGAUUCUAUGUAAAUGCUGUAGUGGGUUUACUCUCCAACACACCCGUGUGCUGUACUAGUAACGAAUUGGCAAGUGUUGUGAAAGAGUGAGUAGGUGAACGGGUGGGUGGUAAGGUGAGAGGGUGGUUGGAUAAAUGGUUGGGUGACUGGUGGGUGGGUAAGUUAGUGUGGGAGGUUGAGUGGGGUGAGUUAGUGUGUGAGUGGGUGGGUGAGUCAGAGAAGUGUUGAGAUGUUAACUACCUCGCCCAGAAUACAGGAAGUAAUCAAUUCAAUCCCGACCCUGAAGCCUGUAUAUUUGGAGUUUGCAUCUUCUCCCGUGGUUACGUCGAUUUUCCUCUGAUUCCUUCGGGUUUGUUUUACACAUAGACUUUCGCGACCAAUAUCAUCCAUAAUAGAGGGUUUUUUGGGAGUUUGAUCACGUAAAUAUAUAAAUGUGUCUUUAAAACCCACCACCACCCGACACAGCCAACUAGUAAGGGUUGUCACGUAAACAGAACGUGCCAAUUCCUCACUAGUACAGCACACCGGUGUGUUGGAGAGUCAAGCCACAACGUUUACAAUCUGAGUACGACGUUUCGCCAGUAAUUACAGCUAGCUUCAUCAGGCGACAGCCAAAUUUGUGGAGAAGUGCACCUGUUUCGUUCCUUAUAUAGAGGCGUAGAUGUGGUGAUCACACUUUUCCGC